Ornithorhynchus anatinus (platypus) is the source of this 2124-nucleotide messenger RNA. RefSeq names its product UBA like domain containing 1 (gene UBALD1). Gene Ontology annotation, molecular function: protein binding. Bases 1 to 747 code for a protein of 248 amino acids. The transcript is spliced from 4 exons. NCBI's taxonomy places the organism in Eukaryota, Metazoa, Chordata, Mammalia, Monotremata, Ornithorhynchidae. The record is from RefSeq and is a predicted model, not a curated record.
AUGACGUUGAUUGUCCUGUGGAGACCGAUCCAGCAGGAGCCGGCCGGGCCAUGGUGCAUCUGUAGGACGGACGGACGGACGGACGGACGUUGGAGGUGCAGCCGGGCCCCCGCCACCUCUCACCCCCACGGUCGAGGCCGGGCCGGUCCCGUCCCCCCGCAGCCGGGAGAAGCAGGAGCGGAGCCGUCCGGCGGCGGAGACGGCGGCCCCCGCACCGGGUCGGUGAACAUGGACGAGCUGAAGCACCAGGUGAUGAUCAAUCAGUUCGUGCUCACCGCCGGCUGCGCCGCCGACCAGGCCAAGCAGCUCCUCCAGGCCGCGCACUGGCAGUUCGAGACGGCCCUCAGCGCUUUUUUCCAAGAAACAAAUAUCCCUUACAACAGCCACCACCACCAUCAGAUGAUGUGCACUCCUGCCAACACCCCAGCCACCCCUCCCAAUUUCCCCGACGCCCUCACCAUGUUCUCCCGGCUCAAAGCCUCGGAGAGCUUCCACAGCAGCAGCCCCGUGGCUUCCAUGGCGACGUCCCCUCCCCCGCCUCCCCCGCCCCCCCCCCACCUCGGGGGCUUCCCCCCGGGCUGGCCAGCCACCUCGCCCCCAGGCCAGCAGCCGCAGCAGCCCCAGCAGCAGCAGCAACGCAUGUGGACUCCUGCCCCUCCCUCCCAGCCCUCGGGCUGGCCCGCCUCAGUCUCCCAGCAAGCCACCCCCGAACAGAAGGCCAACGUGACCAUGGAGGCGGAGAGAUGAGGCCCCCGGACGCUCGGACCCCGAGAGGUCAGAGGUGGGGGAAGAGGACAUCUCCCACAUGCCUCCACCCGCCUGCCCUCCACACCCCGUGAUCGUUUCUUUCGCCCUUCCUCUCCGUCCCCACCCCCGCUCCCCUCGAGUCCCUCCUCCCGCCCCCCAGAGAGCACCAGGCAGAAGAGACGAGGCUCAGCAGCCAGCCAGAGACUUUGUCUCACACAUCUCCCCUCGCAAACACCCAUUCUGACACGGGCACUAGCGUACCUGCAUCAAGACAGGUCCAGGUUGGAUUUGGUUUGAAAUCAUUUUGAUUUGUUUUUCAGAGACUAAGUGCCCACCCUAAUGCCCUGCCCCAGAGAAGUUCCUUGGGGAAUUGACACAAUUUCAUUUCCUAAUUUUGAUUGUGCAAAUUCUCACCUGUACAACACACAGCACACACACAUACACGUACACACGUGCGCGUGAGAAACUGAAGCUCCUCCAAGGUUGCACUGAAAGUCCGAGAAGUCAAGUCGACCACUUUCCCCGAUCUGGCCCGUUACCUGAUCUGAGGCUAAUGGGAAUUGCCAGAAACAAGCCCAAAUAACUCAGGCAACAAGAAAGACGGGCUGCCUGUACCUGCCCAAGGAAGCCAGUGGUUUUCAGUUAUCUGGGCUCUCAAUCAGUUCAGAGAAUCAGCUUUCGACUGUAUAUAUUUGUCAGAGUGUCUCUUCAAAAAGCAAAAUUCGGCUUUUUCUAGGGGGGCGCCUGGAUGUUGCAUGUGAGUGACUGACUCUGGGGGUCCUUUACCCCUCCACCUACCCUUGUUCUUCUGCCAGGUCACAACCUCACCAUGCCUCAGAGGGAAUCAUGAGAAUGACUGUAACUUCCCCUGCCCCUCUUCAGCCACUCCCUGGGGACUUCUAUGGCUUCCCCAGAACAACCCCUGUGGCCCCGGGUUCAUCUUAACUGAGAGAAGGAAAGAAAAAAAAAAAACCCAUAAACUAUACUUUUGCAUUGCCUUCUAAUCCUUCCAUUUGACUUCUAUGUGGAGCAGGUGAGGGGACGGGGCCAGCUAGUUGGACAGGCGGGGAGAAUGUAAAGGCCCUCAGAGUUCUGUUGUCUCGCGAUUCUCUCGUGUCUGGCGGUUUUUGCUUUUUAAAAAAAUUUUACUACCGUUUUCACUUUUCUCCACACUUUAGGGAAUGAAAAGCUGUUUCCCCAACCGUUUUCCAGAAAUAUUGUAUUGGUUUUCAGAAGAGAGGGGUUGGAAGACCUCCCUGUCUCCUUCCUGGCCUUUGACAGGCAAGGAGGGCUAAGGGACCAGGGGUUGGCCUGCCUGCUCUUCCCCUUCACACCUCUGCCUGGAGGGAUUGAUAAUAAUAAUCAUGAUGAUAAUAA